CGGCGGCCGCCGGAGGCGUCUCCUGAGCCGCGGGCCCCGGCGCCAUGAAGCGGGGCGGCGAGCGGGACUCCAGCCCGCCGGGGGCCGGGGGAGGCCGCGCCGCCGCCGCCAAGCGGCCCCGCGAGCGCGAGCGCGAGAGCAGCAGCCGGCGCGGCCCGCACCGCAGCUCGGGCGCCUCCCGCAGCAGCCGGGACAAGCCCACGCCCGGCGGCGGCGGCGGCGGCGGCGGCGGCGGGGGAGGCGGCGGCGGCUCCGGCUCCGGCUCCCGCAGCCACCGCGGCGAUGAGCGCGCCGGGGGCGGCGGCGGCGGCGACUCCAACCACCGCCCGGCGGGGAGCGGCUCGGCCUCGGGCGCCCGCGGCGGCGGCGGCAGCCAGGCCGCCCCCUCGGCCUCGGCGUCGUCGUCGUCGUCGUCGUCGUCCCGGGCGCUCGGCGUGCCCAAGGCCAAGGCGCUGCCGGGCGCCGUGGUGGCCCCCUCGCUGCUGCUGGCCGGGCCGCCGCCGGGCGCCGCGCCCUCGCUGCUGCUGGCGCCGCUGGGGGGCUCGGCGGGCCUGGCCGGGGAGCCGCCCGGCUCCUGCGAGUACAAGACGCUGCUGGUGAGCGGGCUGAGCGCGGCCCUGCCCGACCAGCUGCUGGAGGACGGCCUGUUCCGCCUCUUCCAGCGCUUCGCGGGGGGGGGCGCCGGGGACAUCAGCGUCAAGCUCUCCCACACGCCCGAGCUCGGCCGCGUCGCCUACGUCAACUUCCGACACCCCGGGGACGCCCGCGACGCCCGCCGGCACGCCCGGGCCCGGCAGCUGCUCCUCUACGAUCGGCCCCUCAAGGUGGAGCCGGUGUACCUGCGCGGGGGCCGCAGGAGCCGCACGCCGCCCCCCGCGCCCUCUCCGGAGCCCCUGGGGUACCUGCCGCCCAUCCACAGCACCUACCAGUACAAACAGAGGUCGCUGUCUCCUGUCACCAGCCCCCUGCUGCGGGAGCCGCGGCCGAGGCACGCUCACGCUGCGGCCGCCGCCUUCGCUUUGGAAGCCGCCGCCAUCGGGCUCUCCCGGGAGCGGGAGAGGGCCCUGGAUUACUACGGGCUGUACGACGAGCGCGGCCGGCCCUACAGUUACCCCAUCGUGGCGGAGGAAGACCUGAUGCCGGAGGACGAUCAGAGAGCUACCCGCAACCUCUUCAUCGGCAACCUGGACCACAACGUCUCGGAGGUGGAGCUGAGGCGCGCCUUCGAGAAGUACGGCAUCAUCGAAGAAGUGGUGAUCAAGCGCCCUGCCAGGGGCCAGGGCGGGGCUUACGCUUUCCUCAAGUUCCAAAACUUAGACAUGGCGCACCGGGCCAAGGUCGCGAUGUCGGGCCGCGUUGUCGGCAGGAACCCUAUCAAAAUUGGCUAUGGUAAAGCCAACCCUACUACCAGGCUGUGGGUGGGUGGUCUCGGUCCGAGUACUUCCUUGGCUGCCCUGGCGAGGGAGUUCGACCGCUUCGGCAGCAUCAGGACUAUUGACUACGUGAAGGGAGACAGUUUUGCCUAUAUCCAGUACGAAAGCUUGGAUGCUGCCCAGGCUGCCUGCGCGCAGAUGAGGGGCUUUCCUCUGGGUGGACCGGAGAGGAGACUUCGAGUGGAUUUUGCCAAAGCAGAAGAGACGAGAUACCCACAGCAGUACCAGCCCGCACCUCUCCCCGUGCACUAUGAACUGCUCGCUGAUGGGUACAGCAGACACCGAAGCCUAGAGCAAGACUUGCGGGUGCGAGAUAGGACUCCUCCACACCUCCUGUACUCGGACAGAGACAGGAGCUUUGCAGAGGCAGAGUGGGCCAGCCCUGCCAAAAACGCUGAACGCAGAAACAACUUGGAAAGCUACAGCCGAUCGGUGCGUAGCCGGAGCGGAGAGCGCUGGGGCGGCGAUGGCGAUCGCACCGUGCCCAAACCGUGGGAAGAGAGGCGGAAACGCCGGAGCCUUUCCAGUGACCGCGGGAGGACUACUCACUCGCCUUACGAGGACAGAAGCAGGACAAAGGCCAGUGGGCCAGCUUUAGACCGCAGCCCAGACAGGGCUCGCAAAGAGAAUCACACUACAGAAUCCGGAGCUGAGAAAGAGCAGAGUAACUCCCUUCAGAACAAUCGUCAUGCGACUGAGGAGAAGCCCCAUCGCGAGGCAUCCGAUGCUCCGCAGCCUAAAAAAAGGGACAGCGAACGCAAUCAUCGAACUGGCGAAUCGGAAUCAAAAACUCACGAGGAGCCAAAAUCAGAGACCAAAAAGUUAAAGAAUUUAUCGGAGUAUGCUCAGACACUGCAGCUUGCUUGGAAUGGGCUUCUUGUGCUAAAAAACAGCUGCUUCCCCACCUCUAUGCACAUCCUGGAGGGAGACCUCGGCGUCAUCAACGGACUCCUUAAAGACCAUUCGUCCGGCGGGAAGUUAACGCAGCUCAAAAUCGCUCAGAGACUUCGGCUCGACCAGCCCAAGCUGGAUGAAGUCACUCGCCGCAUCAAACAAGGCAGCCCCAACGGCUACGCUGUGCUCCUGGCGACCCAGUCCACCCCGGGAGGCGCAGGGGCUGAGGGGACCUUCCCUGUUGUAGAGCCUGGCUUGCAGCGACGGCUUCUCAGGAAUCUGGUCUCCUACUUGAAACAGAAGCAGGCUGCUGGGGUUAUCAGCCUGCCCGUGGGAGGGGCGAAGGGCAGAGACAGCACAGGCAUGCUUUACGCGUUCCCUCCUUGUGAAUUCUCUCAGCAGUACCUCCAGUCAGCACUAAGGACAUUGGGAAAGUUAGAAGAAGAACAUAUGGUGAUAGUUAUAGUCAAAGACACUGCCUAGCCCACACUGUCUUUUCAAAUUCCAUGUUUUCUUUGUGUGUCACACAGCCCCGUUGUUUUUAAGGCCGAUCAUUUUGGUGGAGGCUCAAAACACCUCGACCAAAGUGGUAAGAUUUUUAGUUUCUAAUUAAUUUUAAUACCAUUUAAAUAGAGCCCAUUUUAUUCGUUUUUAAUAUGUGACACUGUCCGCUGUUGUUCUGUAUUUUUAUUUUUUAACUGUAUGAAAAGUUGUCAGUAAAGCCUUGUUCACUGAUGGAUUUCUAAA
Molecule: messenger RNA, 3074 nt
Organism: Cygnus olor (mute swan)
Lineage: Eukaryota; Metazoa; Chordata; Aves; Anseriformes; Anatidae
Gene: RBM15B
Product: RNA binding motif protein 15B
Exons: 1
Coding region: 45-2810 (921 amino acids)
Biological process (GO): regulation of alternative mRNA splicing, via spliceosome
Cellular component (GO): nucleus
Molecular function (GO): mRNA binding
Source: RefSeq, a predicted model, not a curated record